Messenger RNA from Frankliniella occidentalis (western flower thrips), 1283 nucleotides. RefSeq lists its product as uncharacterized. Lineage: Eukaryota; Metazoa; Arthropoda; Insecta; Thysanoptera; Thripidae. The coding region runs from base 1 to 1206 and encodes 401 amino acids. The transcript has 9 exons. The record is from RefSeq and is a predicted model, not a curated record.
AUGAUGCUGGUGAAUGAUGUGGUGAGACCUGAGAACGUGGUGAUACAGCAGGAGGCGAAGCAGGUGGUGAAAUUGGUGGUGGUGAUGGUGGUGUUGGUGACUUCUCACGAAUUAAUCGGAGAUCAGGACAACUCUCGUGGAUCUGGGUGCUCCACCAGCAGCGAUGACUCAGAACUUCCUUCUAAACGCAAGAAAGUUGAUAGAGACCCUCUUCCAUCUAUCGCUGCUCGGCAUUUAGAAGAAUUAGAUGUCAAGGAAGUUCUGGAGAGCAACGAGAGCAAGGGAGUGCCGGUUCUUCGUUUUUAUGAAGCAUUUCAAUUCCUGAAGAAAAAACACAGGGAUAAUCUCGUCGAAAUUGUUGUCGACGCUCUUUUGAAGAUAAGUCAUACUAUGAAAAAUUCUGAUUUCGAGGCUGUUAGUAAAAAGAUAAUUAAAGUGUUCCCUGCAGAAACCGUUGAUAUCUACUACAAACCCCCGAAGUCAGAGAGCCCAAACCAAUUAAUUUCUUCAGGGCGAAUUCCUACUCGUUAUAGGAACACACUUCAAAGAAGAAAAGUACUCGCUGGAGUGAGCACGCCACGAAAGCCGCAAGCUGUACCAUCUCAAUCCGGGGAAACUCCGUAUCAACUUGUCAUUAAAACUGCAAAUUCACCAGAGUGUAAGGCAGCUGUUAGUUGGCUGGCAAACAGCUCGGAUGACUGGCCCCUGAUCAAGAAGUACUGGAAGCAAUCUGCUCCCCUGCGUCUGAAGUCCAACUAUACUGACAAGAAAUACUCUGCUGCCACCUAUAUUGAGAACUGGGCGGUGCUAAAACACCCGUCAGGAUUCACUCUGUAUGAAGUUGACUUCAGUCUUCUGUAUCCUGACAAGGAGCUGAGUCUUUUCGCAGUUUGGGACGUUUUUGUGGAAAACAUCUUCACACUGGCAGAGAGGGACGUAUGUGACGAUGUGGCACUUCAAUCACUCGCCCUCGCUCGGACAGCUAAGCAUCCUAACACCAAGGGCGUCUUCCUCCUGACUAUACUGCCAGCUCUGUGCCAGCCAGCCGGGCGUUCGAAGACUCCAGCCUCAGAGAAAAAGCAGAAGCUCACCAUUGCUUCUGCACGCAAUGCACUGUAUCUUCACGUUAAGGUAUGUGUGUGUCCAUCUCAUACUUAUUGUACUCACGAUCUAUGCAUUACGUCCAUCAUGUCAUUUGAAGUCUAAUAAGAUUAGCCUUUGGAGGCUUAGAGCGCCUGAUGGGUAGGCAACAUCUUGUAUGCGGUGCAUAGGUGUAGUGUGGG